UUUGAGGCGAGAUUGUUAUUAUUCGAUUACUCCCACUGCACAGCUAGUAGAAUUAAUUUGAAUUUUUUUGGUUUGAAUUUUAGUAUAUAAUUAUGUCUGAUGAUUCAAAAUUACUAGAAGACGCGAUCUACGAACUCUCCCAGUUGGAUUCGAACGUUACCACGUUGCGCAAGGCGUUGACCGUUUAUGAAGCAGAGGCGAGUGAAUCAGCUCAACUCGACGUGGAUAUCCGCCUGUUAGAAACUAGUAGCACGGUACUCUGUAAUUCACUCGACAAGGCGAUUCGGCUUGUUUCACCGAAAAUUACUUACGAUUUGCACUCGAGGAAUCAAGAACUGGAAAGUCUAAGGGCGUACAAGAGGAACUCCGAGCGUUCGUUAAAAGCACAAUGCGAGAAGAUAGCAAAACUAGAGUCGGAUCUUGCAGUGGCAAAGGAUCAUCUUUUUAGGCAAGCGAUCGGACAGUUUGAGUCUGUUUCAUGGAUUGGUUCGAUAAUGGGUGCGAUGCUGUGGAAAUCCUGUAAACAGCAUGAAAGUGUAAAGGCACUGAUCGGCACUGAUAGUUUGAAGGAAUUUCUUGGAAUGGCUAAUUGUGUUCUUAGUAGUUUCGUGAGUCGACAAAGUAAUAGCAAUGUCUUAUUGUUACCUGAAAGUGAAGAUUACAAGUUCCUGGCGUCACUUUGUGGCGCCUUGACAAAUUUGGCUGCCUUUCCGGAAGGAAGAGCCCACUUAGCUACCGAAGCAGAUGGACUUCUCUUUGCGAAUAGUUUACUUCACGCGGUUCAUCUUUUUCGAAUGCCCGCGGGAAGACUACUUAAGCGGAUGUCGCUAACCUUUGUGUACAACAUCUGCCUUGAACAGAAUGGCGCUCGGUUUGUUAUGGAAGACGAAAAUCGAUUACGUAAUGUGAUAGACUGUUUGGAUCUAGUUAAUUCGGAAGAUGUGUUGACAUUAGCCGUCAGCUUACUGAUGAAGUUGAUCAAGGCAGCACCGGAAUUCGAAACUAAAGCUACUAUCGCUCGUCAAAUCCCUAAAACAAUUGUUAAGCACAUGAUUGACACUAACAACCCGCAGCUGAAAGAAACCGCCGCUCAUUUAGUGGAAUUGGUAGAAUUUGACUGGAUGAAGGCGGCAUCAGAUGCAGGAAACGAUUGAUAUUUUACAAUGACAAGAAU
This is a messenger RNA of Topomyia yanbarensis, 1174 nucleotides long. RefSeq lists its product as uncharacterized. The coding region runs from base 93 to 1154 and encodes 353 amino acids. The record is from RefSeq and is a predicted model, not a curated record. The transcript is spliced from 4 exons. Lineage: Eukaryota; Metazoa; Arthropoda; Insecta; Diptera; Culicidae. Gene Ontology annotation, cellular component: cytosol.